Messenger RNA from Oryzias latipes (Japanese medaka), 2282 nucleotides. RefSeq names its product calcium/calmodulin-dependent protein kinase IGb (gene camk1gb). Lineage: Eukaryota; Metazoa; Chordata; Actinopteri; Beloniformes; Adrianichthyidae. Gene Ontology annotation, molecular function: protein kinase activity; ATP binding. Gene Ontology annotation, biological process: protein phosphorylation. The record is from RefSeq and is a predicted model, not a curated record.
GCCUCCUCAAUCUCCGACGUGACAGCGGACUAUAUGUAGCGUUCCCCGCUGCGCCGCGCGUCCUGACGCCGCAGAGCUUUUGGCAGGAGAGUCAGAGCGGAGCUCCGUCAGCGCACAGCUUCUCGAAAUCCCUGCUAAAGCAGCUGCAGUCAUGGGGCGUCAGGAGUCAGACCACAUGUGGAAGAAGAGCACGGAAAACAUCCAGGAGAUCUUUGAUUUGAUGGAGGAGCUGGGAUCAGGGGCGUUCUCAGAGGUCUUCAUGGUCAGAGAGAGGAAGACCGGAAAGAAGUUUGCUAUGAAGUGCAUCAAGAAGAAAAAGAAGAGGGACAUCAACCUGGAAAAUGAGAUGGCAGUUCUGAGAAGAAUUAAACAUGAGAAUGUCGUUGGGCUGGAGGAUAUCUACGAAAGCCGGACCCAUUACUACCUUAUCAUGCAACUUGUUUCGGGGGGCGAGCUCUUUGACCGCAUUCUGGACCGGGGGAUGUACACAGAGAAAGAUGCCAGCAGAGUGAUCCAGCAGGUGCUGCAGGCUGUCAGCUAUCUGCACCAAAACGGCAUCGUGCAUCGCGACCUCAAGCCGGAAAACAUUCUGUACUACAGUCAGGAUGAAGACUCCAAGAUCAUGAUCAGUGACUUUGGACUGUCAAAGAUGACGGACACCGGCAUCAUGUCCACAGCCUGCGGGACCCCAGGAUACGUAGCCCCUGAAGUUCUUGCACAGAAGCCCUACAGCAAGGCAGUAGACUGCUGGUCCAUUGGAGUCAUCACCUACAUCUUGCUCUGUGGAUAUCCCCCAUUCUAUGAAGAGAGCGAGACGAAACUCUUUUCCAAGAUCAUGAAGGCGCAGUACGAGUUUGACUCGCCUUUCUGGGAUGACAUAUCUGAAUCUGCGAAGGAUUUCAUACGGAACAUGAUGCAGAAGACCCCUAGCAUGCGGUACAGCACAGAACAAGCACUCAGACAUCCUUGGAUUAUUGGGAAGACCGCCCGCAGCAACGACAUCUACUAUUCUGUCAGCACCCAGAUCCAGAAGAACUUUGCCCAGACCAAAUGGAAGCAAGCCUAUAAUGCAGCUGUUGCCAUCAACCACAUGAAGAAGCUGAAGCUGGCUCACACAGAGCUGCCUCUGAGGCAGACCAGCAUCCCUGACAUCAAAGUCAUUGAUGUGUCCUCCCCCACGAAAAACCGCAAACACCUGGGCCUGGACAGGCCGGAGCCCAGGGCCGCUGAGGUGGUCGAGAAAGGGAAGCACCACAUGUCUCUGCCCACGAGCCACGUCGACCUGAAGAGCCACGUCCAUCCACUGCAGGCCAGCCAGAGCCAAAGCGACACACACCACGCACCCUCCAUGGCUGAGCAGGGAAAGCAUGCAUACCACUCAGAGCCGGCCAACCUCAACGGGUACACCAAGAAUCACAGCGGGAAACCUCUGCAAACUGGAGUUUGUGCCGUCAUGUAAAAAAGGAAGAAAAACAAAAAGCAUUUUACGUGGUCAGUGCUGCUACUGCUGCUUUGUGUCAGCCCCUGGUCUAAACCCACAGGAAGAGGCGGCGGACCCUCCAGUGGACCCAGCAGUCGACAGGAUUUAUGUGCCUACGAAACCUCCCAACCAACACAUACAGUCAUUUAUUCAACCGAAACUCUCACUUCCAAACGUAUUCUGUGUUUUUGGAAGAGUUAUGACGGGCUCACCUGCUGCUGGGAAUGGGGUAAAGGGGGGGACCCUGAGCUCUCUUCUUUAAAAAGCUUUAAAUCAAGUUUUCUAUGUUAUAUUAUGUUUUUAUUUAUUUUUAAUCAUAACUCAGAGUGUUGGAGUUAUUCAAGCAUUUUGCACUUUAUUUUUUAGUCAUUUGGAUAAAAAGACAAAGAAUUAAAAACUUUAUUUGCACCUUAUUUUUUUAGAAUAUUGCAGAAAAGAAAUAUUAAAAAAAUAAAUAAAACUAUUGUUCUUCAACUGAUUUUAAAGUGUUACGAUGAGGCCAAUUAGUGCUUUACAUAAAAACCAUGCGUCUGCUGUGAAUAAGCAACCGUGUGUGAUUUUAGCAGAUGCUAACAUUUUUUUUCUUUGUUUGAACUGAUGCAAGAUACAAAUGCCAGGCUUUCAAUGUGAAGUGUAUUUUAACUGGACAGAAAUACAUAUUGUUUUUGUGUGCUGGAAGUGAAACACAAAGCGUUUGUCCCCUCCCCAGCUGUGGCAGCUUUGUGUUGAGGCAUGAACAGAUAUUGCUUUUAUGGAUGCAGAUAUUCUGUGUGUCUAGAAAUAAAGUUUAAGUAAAUCUGAA